AUGGAUGGUACCAUCCUUAAUACAGAAGAUUUAUAUACAGAAGCAGCUACGCAACUCUUGGCAUUAUAUGGAAAAGGUCCUUUAACUUGGGAUAUUAAAAUUAAACUUCAAGGAAGACCAGGACCAGAAGCUACUAAAAUUAUGAUUCAAGAAUAUGAUUUGACAAUUACUCCUGAGGAAUUUAUAGAGCAAAGUAUGAAAAUUCAAGCCAACUUAUGGCAUCAUUCUAAGUUUCUUCCAGGAGCAUUAGAAUUACUUGAAUAUCUUUAUUCAAAUAAUAUUCCCAUGGCAUUAGGUACAAGUUCAAAUACUACAAAUUUUGAUAGAAAGACUCAUCAUUUAAAACAUGGGUUUAAAUAUUUUGAUAAACAUAUCGUAACUGGAGAUGAUAAGAGAAUCCCUCCUGGUAAAGGUAAACCGAAUCCUGAUAUUUGGUUUGCUUGUUUAAAUAGUAUUAAUAUUGAUAGAUUGGCCCUGGGAUUAGAUGAAAUUCAAAUUGAAGAAUGUUUAAUAUUUGAAGAUGGUAUUCCUGGCGUGGUCUCAGGUAUUGCUGCUAAUGCUCAUGUGAUUUGGAUACCUGAUAUUAAAGCAUUAGAAGUACUUAAAGGUAAAGAACAUGAAAUCAUUGGUAAUAAUGGUGAAAUUAUCACCAGUUUAAUCAAUUUCCAAAAGGAAAAAUAUUUUUUAUAG
Messenger RNA from Hemisphaericaspora subhashii, 690 nucleotides. RefSeq lists its product as uncharacterized. Gene Ontology annotation, molecular function: phosphatase activity. The coding region runs from base 1 to 690 and encodes 229 amino acids. Lineage: Eukaryota; Fungi; Ascomycota; Pichiomycetes; Serinales; Debaryomycetaceae. The record is from RefSeq and is a predicted model, not a curated record. The transcript has a single exon.